Alternaria atra is the source of this 3060-nucleotide messenger RNA. RefSeq lists its product as uncharacterized. The record is from RefSeq and is a predicted model, not a curated record. The transcript is spliced from 4 exons. NCBI's taxonomy places the organism in Eukaryota, Fungi, Ascomycota, Dothideomycetes, Pleosporales, Pleosporaceae. The coding region runs from base 1 to 3060 and encodes 1019 amino acids.
AUGGCUGAGGUUAUUGCCAUACUGUCCCUCGCGGGUCAAUUGUUUACAGGCUGCGUUCAAGCAUAUCAUAUUCUGGCCACUGCGUAUAAACGGGGGUCUGUCUCAAAGAAAUAUCUUCUCGAGCUCGUCAUUGAACAAGUACGGCUCCUGCUCUGGGGCCGCAAUUCAGGCGUGAGCGAUGGCUCCUUAAAGCCGUCGCUGCACAGUAUAGCGUCUCUCAUCACUGGGAUACUCCAAGAAAUGAGAACUACACUACAAGAUUCCGCGAAGCUGAGAACGCAAUACGGUCUUGAUAUCUCCAAAAUCUCUCCAAACUCUGAAAAAGAGGAUCUGAAGGAGGCAGAGCCUGCCGUUGGUGGCGACGGGACAGCCGAGAUGGCUUUGCAGAGCUCGCUGUUUAGGAAGCAACGACACCACAUCCGACAGACCCUUUCCGAAUCCCUUGAGCCGGUCGAGAACGCUUUCAAGUCGCUGCGUUGGGCAGUUGCUGAUAAGACAAAGUUCGAAAUUCUUGUAGGGGACUUGAGGCGGUUCAAUGACUCCUUGAUCUCGCUUCUCCAAGAGUCGCAGAGAGCAAAGAGCGACAACGACUUUCGGCAGUGGGAGAUGGAGCUCGUUGGUUCCGAGAAUGCGGAACUGCUCACAGAAAUCCAGAAUGCCUCGGCACAUUCCUACCCGCAUCUAUAUGCCCUUGCAGGCCAGAAGGCUCUUGGGCUACGGUUGGAAACCGGCAGCCUUUCUCAGCAGAGACCGGAAAUCGAGCCGAAAGUAUUUGAGCUGCAGCGGACGACCAAGGGCAGUCCCAAUGUUGACGAGCCUCUAUGGAAGGACAUAGAGAUGCAAAAUAUUCACUUGGACCUGUCUCUUUCCCAGGAGGCCGGAUCGCGAAUAGUUGCGCGCCUUGGUGGGGAGCAAGUCUUCAUAGAGCGGCGACUAUAUGAGUCAGGUGCAGAUUCCAUCGUUCGCCAACGCAUUUCCGAACGUCUAGCAGAACUCGCUGCUCGUCUCCAUAAGCAACCACAGCCUUCUGGGCUCUGUGCACUCCAUUGUCGUGGAUUCUUCACGGAUCGAAAGUCAUUCAGCUUCGUCUUCGACCCUCCAGUGACCUCAACCGACACCACAAGCGGCGGGGACUCCCUUGCAGUGAAGUUUGUAUCGCUCUCCGACCGCCUGGCAAGCGGAGCUCCGCCCUUGGAAACCCGUUUGGCGCUCGCAAGCAAACUGGUCGCCUGCUUUUCUGAGUUCCAGGCCACUGGUUGGCUGCAUAGAAACGUGAGCAGCCAGAAUAUCAUCUUCUUUGACGAGACCUCGUUGCUUCAUCCAUUCGUCGGCGGAUUCGAGUACUCUCGCCAGGGCGGCCUAAUAAAGAGUCUUGGUGUAGCUCCGCCGUCGAUCUACCAGCAUCCUGAGUACCACGGCGAGCCAACGAACAAGUACUGCUUUUAUUACGACGUCUACAGCCUUGGGCUGGUGUUGUUCGAGAUUGCACAUUGGCGCUCGCUUGAUUAUUUUGUCUCUAGGAAAUGGGGAAAGCUGAGCUCGUGGGAUCUACGCAAGAAGGUUUUAAGCGAGGUGGACACUGACCUGGUAUUUCGACUAGAACUCCGGAAUUGGGAGCUCGCUGGAGCAAGAGAGGCUCUACGGGAGCAGAAGAAGCAGAAGGAUCAAGGCAAGACCUUGCCUCUGAUGUUUCGCGAUCUCAACAGGCCUGGAAGCGACGACGAUGAAGAUCGCAGCGAUAUUGAAGCUCCGGAGGGCGACGACGAGGCCGAAACUGGUGUUGCAGACGCUGUUGGAGGCACUAGAGAUGCUCAAAUUGACACUGAAAACGCUGUUUUAGAGACUAGAGUUACGCCCGCAACACCAGAACAGGAAAUUAUUCUUGAUCCAAUGCUCGACGUACGCUGGCGAGCUUGUUGGGGUGACCUAGAGAGGAAUGCGAUCGCGCAGGCCUGUGAUUGCGACCCAGCGAUCCGCCUGUCGCGGCUCACGUCCACCGGCACCUGGGACUGGGUUGAUGGCGUGUUGGCGGACGUUCUGCCUAGAGUUGCCAUAGUUGUCAGCCUUGUUGCGGUUGUAUAUACGCGGAAGGAGGCCAAAAAAGAGCGUAGAAACAAGCGGUUGCGGCGCAACGAAAUACUUAACUGGAUUGGUUUUAAGGACGUCGUGAAGGGCGUUGACGUAAACAUUCAGGCAGCUCGUCCAGCGCCGGCGAGAGCUCGUACGGCGACGGUGAUACAAGAGGAAGGUCUCGCUGGUGUUGUAGCAGCUGAGCAAGCUGGGUCUGGGUGGGCGAUGGCUAUACGAGAUCAGUGGAGGUGUCAAGAUGCGAAUUGUGGCAAUCACCCAUACGUUUGCUGGCUCCCGCGCACUCCAGGACAGCCAGAUCGCUUCGAGAAACACCUUCCAGUUAAUGGCAAUAUCAUCGCGAUGUGGGCGCGCGAGCUUGCUGGUGGAACAGGCAGCGUCCACAACCCUUCCGACGACGUCCGCCUGGCUAUUGUGCGAGCUAAGGAUCGCGCUGAUGCUGAGAAAUCUAGGCGACGGGGCGCUGUUGAUAGUGGUGGAGGUGGUGAUAACGAGAUCGCGAGCUUGACGAAACUGCUUAUUGUCAACCAGUUGAAGCAGCUAACCGGGCAUACAAACCAGGCUUUUGUGCAAGCUCAACAACCGGAAAGCUCGCUAUCAUGGGAGCCGUUCGAGUAUACCAAUUGGAUAGAAAUCUCUCGUCAUACGAAGAACUUCUUCGACUGGUGGGCGGGCCAGCGUACGUCCGGUUUCGCGAGCAGUUACAUCAAAACCAUGUAUCGCAGCGUCUGCGUAGUAAUGAGGUUGGAUAUCAACAUCCUGCUCGACAAUACGGACAACGGUUGCUCAAUGAAACUGUGGGUUGAGCAAACUGAGUUUCCGAUCGGAGCUUUAAUUCGGUUAAGAGAUGCAGCGAAACGAUGGAGGUUGCAAUACGAUGGGUUUACUGAGCAAGACCUAGAGCGUAUUGAAGCUGCGAAGCAGCGAGAUCGCGUACACGAGCCAAGUAGCGAUAUUGAAGAUCUUUCAUAA